GAGGCGGGAGCGGCAGCGGAGCUUGCAGCCGGAGCAGCUGCAGCGGUUGCAGCGGUUGCAGCGGCUCCAGCGGCUCCCCCGGGCCGGCCGAGCGCGCAUCCUCGGGCUGCAGCCGAGCCCGACCCUUCCCCGACGGCGGCCGGAGCCGCGGGACGAGGCGGGACGAAGCAAGAUGGCAGGGAUUUUAGCCUGGUUCUGGAACGAGCGGUUCUGGCUGCCCCACAAUGUCACCUGGGCCGAUCUGAAGAACACAGAAGAAGCCACCUUCCCCCAGGCGGAGGAUCUCUACCUCGCCUUCCCCCUGGCCUUCUGCAUCUUCAUGAUCCGGCUGGUCUUUGAGAGGUUUAUAGCCAAACCUUGUGCCUUAGGCCUUAAUAUCCAGGCCAAUGGACCACAGAAAGCCCAGCCCAACGCCAUUCUGGAAAAGGUCUUUACUGCCAUUACUAAGCAUCCAGAUGAAAAACGACUGGAAGGGCUCUCAAAGCAGCUAGACUGGGACAUUCGCAGCAUCCAGCGUUGGUUUCGACAAAGGCGGAACCAGGAGAAACCCAGCACCCUUACAAGAUUCUGUGAGAGCAUGUGGAGAUUUGCAUUUUACCUUUAUGUAUUUACCUAUGGAGUCCGGUUCCUGAAGAAGACCCCAUGGCUUUGGGAUACAAAGCAGUGCUGGUACAAUUACCCGUAUCAGCCACUGACCUCUGACCUUCAUUACUACUACAUACUGGAGUUGUCUUUCUAUUGGUCUUUAAUGUUUUCACAGUUCACUGACAUCAAAAGAAAGGACUUCGGCAUUAUGUUCCUGCAUCAUCUCGCAGCCAUAUCCCUGAUUACGUUUUCGUAUGUCAACAAUAUGGCCCGAGUAGGGACCCUGGUUAUGUGUCUUCAUGAUGCAGCGGAUGCCCUGCUGGAGGCUGCCAAAAUGGCAAAUUAUGCCAAAUUUCAAAAAAUGUGUGAUCUCCUGUUCGUCAUGUUUGCCAUUGUCUUCAUCACCAUGAGACUUGGUGUAUUUUCUCUCUGGGUAUUAAACACAACACUAUUUGAAAGUUGGGAAAUUGUUGGACCAUAUCCAUCCUGGUGGGUCUUUAAUUUAUUACUGCUACUACUUCAAGUGCUGAACUGCUUUUGGUCGUAUUUGAUCGUUAAGAUAGCCUGCAAAGCGAUUUCAAAAGGCAAGGCUGGGAAGUGGAAUCCUUUGCAUGUGUCGAAGGAUGACCGAAGCGACAUCGAGUCCAGUUCAGACGAGGAAGGCUCAGUGCUGCCUGCCAAGAAACGGCACCACGUCUCCGCCACCAAUGGGACCGGAGGCAAUGCCAACGGGACAAACGGGCAUCUCCCGGGAGGCCCUUGUUCAGAGGAACAUUGAGCCCUCGGUCCAGCCAAGAGACCCAGACAGAGCGAACUCUUUGGUAUUGGAAGGACUUUUAAGUUGUGAAUGCAGUUCCUUUCUUCUAUCUCAGCAUCAGAAACAAAAAUUAGGAGUAUCAAAGCAUUCUGAUAGUGCACUGCCAUAUUUCCUGUCUGUGAAUGAAAAAAGACUUAGCAUUCUCUAUAUGUAGGCAUGCUGUAUGUAUGUAUAUGUAACUGACACAAUGGGAACAGUAUUUUCACGUGUACUGUCAUUGAAUAUUAUUAAUUUUUUGUAAUCGUUUGGAAAUCUGGGUCUGAGGGGCAUUUCCUCACUCCUUUGGCUCUAUAAAUCCCCUGUGGGUAGAAGAGACAGGCCCAAGUCUCACCUGCCCACCCACACAGCUUGUGCUUGGUCUGCUCUAAGUAUUGAUCGGCUAGAUUUGUCAUUUACAGAAGUGAAACCAUAGCUCUCCCAUUUACUGUUUAGCCCCCCAUUCCUUUUUCUUCCUUGGUGUGACAGCGCUGGUUUCGUUAUCACCUAAAAAAAUGUCCCAGAGACCAUCCUCCUGGUGUAAACUUGAAAGGGGUCUGUUUUUGAGUAGUCUCGCUAAUGUGAUCAAUUAGCAGUUCAAAUUAACAGUGUAGGGUAUUAUUUCGGUAUUGUUCUAAACCAAAUCGGUGGCUAAUUGCAUUAGAAUAGACUUCAUUACGUAUGCACAGGCCUAAGAGGUGUCAAUUUCAGUGCAGCGAGACUGGCAAGCACAAGGUGGUAGAUUAGUUCUGCCUGGUCUCUUUGAACUUUCUGUACUGCUUCUCUUUGGAAACAACACUUAUUUCUGCUCCAGAAGGGAGAGAGGGGGUCAGAGAGAGGUUUGCUGAAGCCCAUAAUGGCAAAUGCAAAAAUCUCAACCGACAUUGAGAAUUUGUCCCUGCUGCCUGGCGAUGAUGUAAGGCAGAGACGUAAGCUGAAAGGGUAGACAAGAGUUCAGUGCAUCAGCAAAUAGGUUUCAAUUAGGCUUUCCUGCUGUUUUUAUAAUUACCGUGGUCUUGCAUCACUCUAUGGAAGAGAGGAGAUAGAGUGUUUUCUGAGAACUGCAAAAGCUGAUUUAAAAAUCUUGGCAAAAUUCACCCAUGGGUGCAGAGAACUUGAGAGGUGUCAAGAUCCCCCAUGGUGCUUGGCAUUACUAACUUUGUGUGGGUGCGGAGCGAAAGGACACGGAAGAUGGCAGAAAUAUUGAACCCUGGCCUUCUGCCAUGUUGAGAUGAGUUCCUGCAGCAGCAGCCUGACACCCGAAUCCACUUUCCUUACUUGGAAGCUUGCUUUACUUUCCAGGAAAAUCCAGCUGGAGUGGCUCCUUUCAGAAACACUAAGUUCCUUUUCCACCCUGGGGCAGGAUUAGCGGCUGGUGAUUUCUGGAGAACAGCGUUUGCUGAGCCUCCGAUCCAGCAGGUCUGUGUGGGUGCAGAAGGACAAUGUGCACAGAAGCCAAAGAAAGUCUUCUUUAAACGGAAGGAAUGAAAAAGGAAAAAUCAGUUUUUUAUCAGAUUCUUCACUCACAUCCAGAAUGGCAACUUCAUGUAACUUCUCUUAUCCCAGGAAAAUCCUUCACUACGAUCUCGAUCUUAAUUCACACGCUUACAGGAGCUUGUUUCUGGCAUGAUCCUUGCCCAUUUUGAAGCCGUUUGAGAAUCUGGUGACGUUUCCUUUUCUACUCUGAGCUGCAUCACGUCUGGCCGUGGGCUGGGUUCGUGUGGGAGUGCCUAUGGGGCUGUGCCUGCAGAUGGCCCCCACACACUUGUGAGUGUGUUUGUGAUAGCGGUCGUUAAGUGUAGAGAGCAACCAGGCAACCUAUAAAUCAUCAAAAAAUGUUCAGAAAUGAAGAAUAUUACAGAUAAAGCAAUAUCAAGCAUUUACCGGAAUUUAUUUCGGGGAGAAUGGAGUUCCUCUUAAUACCUUUUAAAAUGUAGACUAGAGUAGGUACAGAAAGUGCCCAGCAUAGGAGACUUUCAGCUGAAGUAAUAUAAUGGGAAUAGUGUGUUUUUCAUUGUCUUAAACCAAGUGACAUGUUCUCUCCCUUUUAGAUUUCACAGGCUCAUCCCCAAAAGUCUGAUUGGUCCAGGGGAGCCAGGAAGAAUUGCUAGAACAUGAGGUGUGUGGUACUUAUCACUGGGCGCAUUUUCUCUUCACUGGAGAACAGUGGGAAAUAGAAUCGGGUGGACUCUUUAUGGCGGCUGGAACUAUCCCAGUGCGGUCCUGCUGUUGCUGUGAACGGUUUGAUUGCAUUUCAGACUGGAGGGCUGGUGGUUGGCUGCUGAGAGAUCCCCAAAUUUAAGUUAGUGAGUCGCCUAUGGAAUCUUCUCCGUAAUGGCCCAGGAUGUUCAGUUAGGCUAGGAAAGAGUAGCACGCAAAGUUUUUGUUGUCUCUACGUGUUAUAAUCUUCAGCAGUAUGUGUGCUUUAUAAAUGUAAAAGUAGAUAAAAUAGGAGUUUAACGCUCCGUAGUGUAACUUAACCCCGAGUAGACACUAUAACCUAUUGAUCCCAACAACCGAAGUUCUACUAGCCAAGGGUACUGUGGGUUGGGAAAAAGGAUGGGUCUAGGAAAGCCCCUUGGGGAAAAAACUACUGUUAUUCCAAAAAUACAUAGAUUUUCUUGGUGUAUUAGAGAAAGAUAGACAAUGGCUGGGAGAAUUUAUCCCUGAGUCGGAGUACUGGCCAAAAUGUAUUCUCCGUGUGUAAAGCCAAGUGUGUGUUUCCUGAAAGUUAAGUAGAAAUGUAGCAGUUUUCUGCUCUCACCUUUAUCCUUUUUUUUUUUUUUUUUGGAAGAUGCUUCAAAGUUGAGCUUUGGUGUCCCUGUAUUUUCAAUCAGUUAGAGACCGCUCUGACUUCCACGUCCUGCCGGCCCAGUUUACAACAGCAGAGUAUUUUUUCCUCCUUGCCGCCAUUGCAGUGGUUCAUUGGUAGGACCAUUGAAAAUGGCUACAAGAAACAUAAUACUCAGCUCCAAAUCGCAUUGUGUGAUUUCUGCAGUUUCCCUCUGUGGGUGUGUUUGUGUGUGUGGUGGGGGGAGGGUAGGGGCGGAGGAGAGGAAGGAGUCUUCCCAGAUUUGGGAUGUGUUUUAAACCUUUUGAGUUUUGCAGAUGUCUCUCUCCACUUUUAGAGGGGUUCGCCUCCCCCAUUUCAUUACUAUCCAACUCCACCUCUGCUGCCUCAUAUAGUUGGAGCUCCAGAUGACUUAUGCAGACGGAGCAGCCUCUUUCAGGGAAGAUUAGCCUGCUUUGGAGGAAACCAAGGGAAAAUGCAAGCAGGAAAAUGAAGUUUCAGGGUCAGAGUGCCCAUUCUCUAUCAGCCAAAUCUGAAAAUGCUUGAUUCUGUUGCCAAACUUUCAGUCCCAGGUGUUUGAUGGAGGUCAAAAUUCAGCAAAUUGAGUUCUUUUAUCCUUAAUGGAAAGGGCCCAAGCCUUUCUCUGGGUGUACUGCAACGUCAGUGUUAUUCAUUCUGAUGGAAAAGGUAAUUCUAACUGACCUUGGUCUUUUUGCUGUUCAACUCCGGAAAGACUGUCAAAGAUUGAACACGACUUCCGUCUUUACCCCAAGCCCCCAUUCCUGCAUUGAAGAUCAUUUUCUGGUCUGAUUCAGAAAGUUGGUCAGAAUUUGCUGUUUGGACAGACCUUCCAUUUUCUGAAAUUUGCUUUCAAGUUCCUGGAACUUUGAGCAAAUGCAAGAUAAUGAAAAAAGACUUUCAGGUUCCCUUCAUCAGUAUGUGUCAGUGUCGUUACUUCCAGAGGGAUUGUAUAGAAGGGGCUGUGUGUUAGUAUUCCAGGUUAGUAUUUAAGGUCUUAAUGUCCUAUUUGGUUAUCCAUUCUCUUUGCCUUAUAAACCGAGGCUCUGUUGCGUGAGUUUGACACCCCAAACAAAGCGAGCAAAUUGCCACCUUGAUCAGAACAUGCUCACAAAUCACUUCUGGCUCCUAAUUAACUUUUGUGUAGAAAAAUAAGUUGGAUUUGCAUUUUACCCAGCACACUGCGGGGAAGCCUAGGGUUUUCAUUAAGAAUCGACAGAGAGAUGCAGUAUCCUGAAGGGAAGGAGGAGCCGCAGUCUCCACAAGGAGAAGAUUUCUCUGCUGAUUAAAUUCAGUUGUGCCAUUUUCAAAAUACCAAUGUGAGGUAUUGAAUAGUUUCCAUGGGGCCAGCUUCUGCUAUUCAAGUUUCAAAGAACACGUAAAGUCAAAUCCCGCCUUUACGCAUCCACGCGUGAAUAAAGACGAAUUCAGCCUUGCCGUAGGCAGCCGGUUACGGGUGAGAUGCUGUCUUUCCUGAAGGUUUGAUCUGAAUUGCUAGCAGUGGGUAUCAUUUUCCUGGGGAAAUGUUUCCAGACUUCUGAGAACUGUCGGCCCAGAGCCUAUUGGAAAUCUACAGAACCCCAUGGACACCUCAAAGACUGAGCCCUUCUUUCCACACAUUCCAAGUUUGGGCACAGCCCACAUGCUGGACUGACGUUGGAGUCCCACACACAAAGAAGGGCUUUAACAACCAGGUGCCCAUCCCAAUCACCUCACCGUGUCACCUCACCGUGUCCCUAGCUCAGCCAGUCUAGGAUCUAAACGGGAAGCUGUGGGAAGGUUCUAGAGCCCACUGGGCUUGUGCCUCAAUCAGUCAACAGAGUCCUUCCAGACUCCCAUUGGCUCAAUGAAAGGACAGGACAUUGUCGCUCUUUGGCAGUUGAUUCUUUGAUAGUUCUUAAAUCGCAGGUUUGAUCCACUUCUUUGUGAACUGUGUUUCCCUGGUCGGCACACUUGUGUGAAGUGGGCCGCUGCUGCAUUGAUUCUCAGUCACCCCCGCCCUCUCCCACACCCCCCCAUCAGAAGACAUACCACUUCGCGGUGACCUAUAAAUUGCAGUUGCCUUGAAGCUACCAAACAAGACCUGUGUGAGUGGUUUAUAUGUCGGGUUGGAAAUGACAUUUUACUCAGAAUUUUUUUUAAAUCAAGAUGAAAGUUUAAAAAACUGGCAUUUGUGUAAUUGCCUUUAAAAGCAAAGGGAAUUCUGAUUGUAGUUGCAAAGAAAACACAGGGCUGGAAUGUGUCUCGACACCCUUACUGUCCACGGAAACGGGUUCAAAUCCAAUCUGAAGGAGGGCAAGAGUCUGAGAAUUUCAGCCUAGUACUUCAAUGAUCUUAAAUCGUGUCAGGUAGUUACAGAUCCCUUUUUUCCCCAAUCUGAUUUCCUUAAGGUCAUGAUUUUUGCACCUUCCCUCCUCCCCCUGCUUUUGCUUAUAGAUUAGCUUUCGUUCCCAUUAGCUAUACAUUUGGUGGGUUUUGUUUUGAAUUUUACCUGCAGUGAGAAAUGGUGGGACAGAUGACACAGAUUUCACCCGUGUUUUUAAAACUGCUCUGGGCUUGGGGCAACUUGGUCAGAAAUAGAAUGAUGUACUUUUAGGUUAUUAGAAAUCUUUUAUGUAUAGCUAUUGUGCAUAACUGAACUUUGGGAGUUACUUUGUGUUUUGAUGAUUUUUUAUAUGGAAGAUACAAUUAUUCAUCCUUGAAUAUCUGGAACCAAUCAUUAUUGUGAAUUAUUUUAUUUUGGAAACACUUUCAUAAUAAAGAUAAGUAUUAGAAAUGCA
Molecule: messenger RNA, 6967 nt
Organism: Ornithorhynchus anatinus (platypus)
Lineage: Eukaryota; Metazoa; Chordata; Mammalia; Monotremata; Ornithorhynchidae
Gene: CERS6
Product: ceramide synthase 6
Exons: 11
Coding region: 173-1363 (396 amino acids)
Biological process (GO): ceramide biosynthetic process
Cellular component (GO): membrane
Molecular function (GO): DNA binding; sphingosine N-acyltransferase activity
Source: RefSeq, a predicted model, not a curated record